AUGGAGCUGUUAAAGACAAUAUUCUCGGAAACAUAUUGGAUGCAGCUCAACGGAUGUGUAAGCGAGCGCGCGACGAACAUAAAGAUUGUGGUGCACAGGGUGCAGUAUAAUUAUAUACAUGAAGCAAUACUAGACAACCCUAAACAUAAUCUUGUGGUUUCAUCUCUAUUGGUACGUUUUCCUUUAUGCAAGCUGACUUCAGUGGCGUCGGGAAGUUCUAGGAAUGAACUUUUGUCGAUACUGGGAAUUAAAUCUAGUAACACAAACUGUUUUAUGAAUCUGAAAGAAGUGAUUACACCUCUUAAAGACAUCGAUGUGAUGUUAAUAAACAAAAUAAUAUUGAACUACACGAACGAAGUCGAUCCUCGGUUUGUUAUUCAUGGCCCGGAUUAUGGUGUAAGAGUCGAUAAGGUCGGUUUUGAUAACCCACAGACGGCUGUUUCGUUUAUAAAUAAAGGAAUUGAACGAGCAACACUGAAACGUAUACACGAAGUACUGGAUCCAAAAGAAAUUAAUAAUAAAACCUCAAUCUUAGUCAUAAGUGCAGCAUAUUUAAAGGUCACUUGGGAGUUUCCAUUCGAUAUAAGGCUGACGAAAACUAUGAAGUUUCGCCAUCACGAUGGAAAUAUUUCCAUGCUUCCGAUGAUGUCGAAAACUAGCUCAUAUUCUUACUUAAACGAUGAUAUGACUAACACACAGAGUAUAAAUAUUAAAUUGGCCAGCUUCGGAUUGUCAAUAACGAUUGUGGUACCACAGAUCUCUAACGGUUUGGAGAAAUUUUUGUUGAAUCUGUCACAUAAUCCAGAUCUUCUCAAGGAAUUUUACAAAAGAAUGCGAUAUGAAACUAUAAACUUAAUGUUGCCGAGAUUCAAGAUUAAAACUAAUAUUGAAUGGAAUAAACACUUAAAAAAGAUUGGAUUGAAACAAAUUUUCAAUGAAAGCGAGUCGGGCUUAAGUACAAUUUUAAAAGAAAAUAGUAAAGCUAAAAACAUGUACAUAAGCAAAAUGAAGCAGCAGAGUUUUAUUGACGUUGAUGAAAUGGGAAUUUUUAGACAAACCCCAGUACGAGAACUCUUCGACGAUGAGCAUUUUCAUAGAGACUCAAGAUCCAUAGAAAUGAUCGUAGACCAUCCGUUCUACUUCAUGAUAACUCUUCAACCGGACCUGUCCGAUCCUUCGGAUAUGCACGAACUUUUUACAGGAGUUUAUUAUGGACCAGAUCAUUGAGACAUGAAUUUGAGAAUACACUUAAUAAGCAUAUUGGUUUGUUACGGAUUUUUUUUUAAUAAUUAAUAAACGCUUCAUACUUAACGGAU
Molecule: messenger RNA, 1316 nt
Organism: Melitaea cinxia (Glanville fritillary)
Lineage: Eukaryota; Metazoa; Arthropoda; Insecta; Lepidoptera; Nymphalidae
Gene: serpin-33
Product: serpin-Z2B-like
Exons: 8
Coding region: 1-1227 (408 amino acids)
Molecular function (GO): serine-type endopeptidase inhibitor activity
Source: RefSeq, a predicted model, not a curated record